Molecule: messenger RNA, 684 nt
Organism: Pygoscelis adeliae (Adelie penguin)
Lineage: Eukaryota; Metazoa; Chordata; Aves; Sphenisciformes; Spheniscidae
Source: the annotation of a RefSeq genome assembly
AUGAACCUAAGCUUCUUCGACCAAUUCGCCAGCCCCUACUUCCUAGGAAUUCCGCUAAUCCUACUAUCAAUACUAUUCCCAGCCCUACUAUUCCCUACACCUAACAACCGAUGAAUUACCAACCGUCUCUCCACCAUCCAACUAUGAUCCCUCCACUCAAUCACAAAACAACUAAUAACUCCACUAAACAAAAAAGGCCACAAAUGAGCCCUAAUCCUAACAUCACUAACAACGCUACUACUCACAAUUAACCUGCUAGGUCUACUACCAUACACAUUUACCCCAACUACACAACUAUCAAUAAACAUAGCCCUAGCCUUCCCACUUUGAUUAGCUACCCUACUCACCGGCCUACGAAACCAACCUUCAAUCUCCCUAGGCCACCUCUUACCAGAAGGAACCCCCACCCCACUAAUCCCAGCUCUCAUUAUAAUCGAAACCACUAGCCUACUCAUCCGUCCCCUAGCUCUUGGGGUCCGCCUCACAGCAAACCUCACAGCAGGCCACCUACUCAUUCAACUAAUCUCCACAGCCACCACUGCACUGCUCCCAAUUAUACCAACCGUAUCCAUCCUAACCACAUCAAUCCUAUUCCUCCUAACCAUCCUAGAAGUAGCAGUAGCCAUAAUCCAAGCCUACGUCUUCGUCCUCCUACUAAGCCUCUACUUACAAGAAAAUAUCUAA